Arvicola amphibius (Eurasian water vole) is the source of this 972-nucleotide messenger RNA. RefSeq names its product oligodendrocyte transcription factor 2 (gene Olig2). The record is from RefSeq and is a predicted model, not a curated record. NCBI's taxonomy places the organism in Eukaryota, Metazoa, Chordata, Mammalia, Rodentia, Cricetidae. Gene Ontology annotation, biological process: regulation of DNA-templated transcription; oligodendrocyte differentiation; neuron differentiation. Gene Ontology annotation, molecular function: protein dimerization activity; DNA-binding transcription factor activity.
AUGGACUCGGACGCCAGUCUGGUGUCUAGCCGCCCGUCGUCGCCAGAACCCGAUGAUCUUUUUCUGCCGGCCCGAAGCAAGGGCGGCAGCAGCAGCGGCUUCACAGGGGGAACCGUGUCCUCGUCCACGCCGAGCGACUGCCCGCCGGAGUUGAGCGCGGAACUUCGAGGGGCCAUGGGCGCUGCGGGCGCGCAUCCCGGGGACAAACUGGGAGGCGGUAGUUUCAAGUCUUCUUCCUCCAGCACUUCCUCGUCCACGUCGUCUGCAGCCACGUCGUCCACCAAGAAAGACAAGAAGCAGAUGACUGAACCCGAGCUGCAGCAGUUGCGCCUGAAGAUCAACAGCCGCGAACGCAAGCGCAUGCACGACCUCAAUAUCGCCAUGGACGGCCUGCGGGAGGUCAUGCCUUAUGCUCACGGCCCAUCGGUGCGCAAGCUCUCCAAGAUCGCCACGCUGCUGCUGGCGCGAAACUACAUCUUGAUGCUCACCAACUCACUGGAGGAGAUGAAGCGACUGGUGAGCGAGAUUUACGGCGGUCACCACGCCGGCUUCCACCCGUCCGCCUGUGGCGGCCUGGCACACACGGCGCCACUACCCACCGCUACAGCCCACCCCGCAGCCGCAGCUCACGCCGCGCACCACCCGGCCGUGCACCACCCCAUCCUUCCUCCCGCAGCCGCAGCCGCAGCUGCCGCAGCCGCUGCUGCAGCGGUGUCCAGCGCCUCCCUGCCGGGCUCCGGGCUGUCCUCGGUGGGAUCCAUCCGGCCUCCCCACGGCCUGCUCAAGUCUCCGUCGGCGGCCACAGCCGCCCCUCUCGGAGGCGGGGGUGGCGGCAGCGGUGGCAGCGGUGGCUUCCAGCAUUGGGGUGGCAUGCCGUGCCCCUGCAGCAUGUGCCAGGUGCCACCGCCGCACCACCACGUGUCGGCCAUGGGCGCCGGCAGCCUGCCGCGCCUCACCUCCGACGCCAAGUGA